Pseudozyma flocculosa PF-1 is the source of this 990-nucleotide messenger RNA. RefSeq lists its product as uncharacterized. The record is from RefSeq and is a predicted model, not a curated record. Bases 1 to 990 code for a protein of 329 amino acids. Gene Ontology annotation, molecular function: hydrolase activity, acting on ester bonds. The transcript has 3 exons. Lineage: Eukaryota; Fungi; Basidiomycota; Ustilaginomycetes; Ustilaginales; Ustilaginaceae.
AUGCUCUCCCUUGCCAAGCUCACCUCGCUCGUCGCGCUCGCGCUCGCCCUCUCGGCCUCCGAGGCUCAGGGCCAGAUGGUCAAGCAGGUCGUGCCCGACGCCCAGGCCGCCAGCCCGCGCAUCGCCCAGCCUGCCACCAUCCUCCAGCCAAAGUGCGGCACCGACGCGUCGUCGAGCUGCGUCAGCCUCAACGGCGUCAAGGCCAUCGUGUCGUUCGGCGACUCGUACACCGACUGCGGCAACCAGCGCGGCGGAACGUGCCCCAACCCCGUCCUGCCCAACGGCUCCACCGUGCCCCCCGCCACGGGCGCCACCGCCGACUACCAGUACGGCCGCCGCGCCUCCAACGGCCGCACCUGGGUCGAGGACCUGGCGCAGAACAUCGGCGCGCAGCUGUACAACUUUGCCUCGAGCGGCGCCACCGUCGACCGCAACAUUAUCCCCGCCAGCCGCUUCGACAACGACAUGGCCUCCGAGUACCAGAAGUUCCAGCAGGCCGCCAUCAAAACCAACCCGCAGACGACCAUGUGCACCUUCUUCUUUGGCAUCAACGACCGUGGCAAGGCCGCUUCGCAGGAUCUCCUCCCCAAGGCCGUCCAGAAGGAGCUGUCGUACGUCGACCAGCUCAAGGGCACCUGCUCGCAGUUUGUCUUCCUCGACAUCCGAGGUGGCGUCUUCAGCACGGCGCUCCAGAGCGGCGUCGCCAACCUGGCCAAGCAGGGCGUCAAGGCCACCUACUUCACCUACCAGAGCCUGUUCAACGACUUUGUCACCAACGCCAGCAAGUACGGCUUCAAGAAGACCGACCCCUGCCUCGAGAACACGUCCGACGGCGCCCACUGGAAGCUCGUCUGCACGCCCGACGAGGCCACCAACUCGCUCUACUACAUCGGCCAUCACCCUACCGGCAAGGCACACGCCGACAUGGCCGCCUUCCUCCAGUCGGCCCUCACGACGUGCUCGACGGGCAAGUGCGGCGCCUCGGCAUGA